Molecule: messenger RNA, 2258 nt
Organism: Bemisia tabaci
Lineage: Eukaryota; Metazoa; Arthropoda; Insecta; Hemiptera; Aleyrodidae
Product: BBSome complex member BBS2
Biological process (GO): non-motile cilium assembly
Cellular component (GO): neuron projection; BBSome; membrane
Source: RefSeq, a predicted model, not a curated record
UGCUUUAGUAAUUUUUUUUUAAUGACCAUGAAAAUAAAUAUUAAUUAACAACGUGUGGACUUGCAAUAAACUGCUUCCUACAUGAAUACCACAACUUUGAUCAAAGUCACGUGUUUUACAACAAACGAUGGCGGUGGCAGUUUUUACUCUGCAAUUAAACUAUGAUAUCUUACCAGGACUAGUGACAAUCGGCAAAUAUGAUGGGUCUCAUUACUGCAUUACAGCUGCCACUGUUGGAGACAAGGUGAUUAUCCAUCGUCCGUACAGGCGUGACAACGAAAUUUCACUUCUGAAUGUGGAGCAGAAAAUUACCUCACUAUGCGCUGGAAAGUUAAGUCAAGACGAGGACAAAGAGGUCCUGGUCAUUGGAAGUCCGGAUAGCGUCCUUGUUUAUCAUGUUGACAAUAACAGUGAUGUCUUCUAUCAAAAAGUUUCAGAUGGAGCAAACGUACUACAGAUCGGGCAAGUUGGAAGUGGGGAGCAAAUGGUCAUCGUUGGCGGUAACUGCGUUUUGCAAGGAUUCAACGCGACAGGCGAGGACGCAUUUUGGACGGUGACCGGGGAUCAAGUCCGCUCCUUGUGCCUUGCAGACUUGAACGAUGACGGAUGCAAUGAGUUGAUCGUUGGAUCAGAUGACUACGAACUAAGGGUUUUCAAGGAGGAUGUCCUCACUCACGAGAUCACGGAGACGGCUGCAGUCACAGCCUUGGUCAGUAUUCGUGGCUCCCAAUACGCCUACGCACUAUCCAACGGAACCAUCGGUGUUUAUAAUAAGACGCAGCGAGUUUGGCGAGUGAAGUCAAAAAACCUGGCUCGAUGCCUGGCAAGUUUCGACAUAGACGGGGACGGUGUGGAGGAGCUUAUUGUCGGUUGGUCGAACGGGAAAAUCGACGGGCGGAACAGUUUGUCAGGCGAAGUGAUUUUCCGGGAUGCGCUAUCCCACGGGAUCGCAGGCAUCGUUUGUGGCGACUACCGCUUGGCCGGCACCAAUCAACUCAUCGUCAUUUCUGAGAAGGGAGAGGUGCGAGGCUAUGAUUCGUCGAGUUUAAAACAGGAUACCAGCUUGCAACCCGAUGUUGUAAAAGAGCUUUUAACGAGGAAACAAGUUUUGACAUCUGAGCUGAAGAACUAUCUUCCCGCGCCUGGACAACGUGGAAUCCCGGCAAACACACGACUUGUCACAGAAAUGUUCGCAGUGGAAAGUUCGCAGUUUUAUAAGUUUGGACACGUAAAUUUGUCCCUGUCGACAAACAACCAGACGCUCUUGAGAGCUGUGACAAUUUUUUCAGAGGGAAUCUUUGACGGUGAAACGUUGGUGGUUCAUCCGAAACUUGCCCAAGUUUCGAACUCUCUGAAAGUUGCGUUGAUCUCACCCAAAAAUAUCCCAUAUGACAUCCAUAUACGAGCAUUCGUUGGAAAUACAGCAGAUAGCGAUCAAUUGCAUGUUUUCGAAUUGACGAGGCAACUUCCUCGAUUCUCUACAUUCCUCCUACUGAAGGAUGUCCCAGAUAUUAAACCAAAAAAUUUUGUGACCUUUACGCUCAACACAAGACCUAAAAGACUAGAUCUAUGGCUGAAUCAAAAUUUUUUGCUGGCGGAGGUCAUGGAGUCGAAUGAGCGGGCUCAAUUGAGUGAGUGGUCGGCUACGUUCCGGUGUUUGAGGGAUGGAAGCAUUCUAAGACUCCAUCAUGAAUCAAACACGAUGACAAUUGCUACGGAGGAUAUAAGCUUGGCUGCGGACGUGCUUCAAUCACUUGCUUUCCAUUUCAAUCUUGAGAGAGUUGAUCCAAUUGCGGAAUUCCCUACUAUUCAUGAGGAACUGAAGCGUUCCAUGGAAAAUUUAGAUGAACUGCGGAAGAACAUAUCCAGGAUGGCCACAUCCACAGCAGAUAAUGUGAGCAUGAUCAAGAGUCUAAUCGUUCAAGCUGAGGAUGCCCGCAUUUUGAAGCUGAUGAAAAACAUGAGAGACUGCUAUGUGCAACUAUAUCAGUUGAACAAAGAGAUGACGGCUAAUUCGAAAAUCGUCUGUGAAAACCAUAGUAAUUUGAUGAAUAUUUUGAAAAACAUUAACUCUAUUAUUCAACAUGCAACGAGACUACAUGUUGGCAAAAAUAAGAGUGAAAUCAUUAGUUUGAGCAGAAAUGCCACCGCAAAUAACAAUGUCGACGCCUUGAUUAAAAUUAUUCAGACCGGCAGACUUUAGGGGGAUUAUUAGAGGGAAGAAAAUGGAUCAGAAAAUAUUAAGAAAUGAUUAAGAG